Molecule: messenger RNA, 2577 nt
Organism: Daldinia vernicosa
Lineage: Eukaryota; Fungi; Ascomycota; Sordariomycetes; Xylariales; Hypoxylaceae
Exons: 2
Coding region: 383-2011 (542 amino acids)
Source: RefSeq, a predicted model, not a curated record
CGAACGAGAAUACUUGCUAAGCAGACAACCCUACUAAAUAAGUAAUCUCGAGGCCUUCCAUCUUAGGAAGCUAUUGAGCGAGUUUCUCUCAUUUAGGAAAAAAACAUUAAUAUAGUCAUAAUUGUUGAAGUUGAAGCGAGAACGGUCCUGUUUACAUAAAUUGUAAUUUUGUUGGGUAAAUAUCGACUAACUAGAAUAGCGCCGACAUCAGAGGGACCAAGGUUCUCGUCUCAUUCAUCAUCUACCUAUCUACCUACAUAGGUAUUUAUCGAAGUUUACUAAGAGCGAAGAAGGGAGGAGACAAGAAGUGGUAAAGAGACCGAUACACCCUACAUAUCAUAAACUGGUUCCCGGCUUGCCCAAAGCCGUAACCGCCGCCGUUAUGAUUGGCACGUCGAUACCGGAGUACAUCUUCAUCCGUAUAUGCAUAUUUAUGCUGCAGUAUACAUCGCUGCUCUGCGUACUAUGUCUGGUCCUCUUGGCAGCGACUCUUAGCUGGUCUCUUGCAGCGGUGCUAUCCCAUCCUCUGGGCAUAGUGCUACUUCUCUACUGCAUCGCUGACGUGCUGUACGCUAUUCUGAUCUACAUCCCGCACAAUCGGCGGUUAAAGAACGAAGCAAUCCAUCCACCACAGCACUCACGUGAAGAGCGUCGUGCUCUAUUCCAGCGCUGCUUCACAAACGUGCCCGACGUCCGGCGCUAUGUCCAGAUGUGGUUCCUUGGCGCAGACGAGUCCGAGAUACGGAGAGACAACGUACACGACUUUAUUCUUUGGGCAUUCCUUGAUAAGAGGCCGGGCCAGGAGUCCGACGAGGAAGAUGAAGAGCUAGACGAGUAUAUAGAAAUUGUCGAAGGGCGCCUGGGACGUAGGCUAGAACCGGGAAGAGGGAAGGCUGAGAGUCUCCGAUUGACUCUGGACGAAGUGGAAACCCGAUAUAGAAGUGUUGUGUGGUAUUUUCUCGUGGGAGUGGUCGACUUUGUGUCGCAUUGCCGAUUAGCGCAUAGCGGGUUUCAUUAUCAUGCUCACUCGCCGUCUACGACCCGCUCCCUCAUCCCUCCGCGCUUACAAGACCUCGUCGCCCAAAGGCAUUCAGAGUCAGAUGGAUUCACUUAUUGGCACCGCCCACAUACCGCUUCUGAUAAACUUCCCGUCGUGUUCUUGCACGGUAUCGGUAUCGGCCUUUACCCGUACGUGCCAUUCCUCACUCAACUGAACUCGCAAUCAAAAGAACAGGAUGGAAAGGGACAGAUAGGGAUUAUCGCCAUCGAGAUUCUCCCAGUGUCCUUCCGGCUCACGGAGGAGCCAUUGGAUAGGGCUGAAUUCCUGAAGCAGGUUGCUACGAUUCUGGUUGCGCACGGGUGGGACAGGUUCGUGUUGGCAUCUCAUUCGUAUGGAAGCGUCUUGGCAACCCACAUGCUGCGCUCGGAAAACCUGACCGACCGGAUCGCUUCAGUAGUACUAAUCGACCCCGUGACCAUCUUGUUGCAUCUACCAGAUGUAGCAUACAACUUCACUAGACGCAGGCCUAAAGGGGCCAACGAGUGGCAGCUAUGGUACUUUGCCAGUAUGGAUCCUGGGGUGGCGCACUGCCUUGGACGGCAUUUCUUUUGGAAAGACAAUAUUGUUUGGAAGGAAGAGCUAUUGGGAGUGGCGGGACGGUUACCUGCAGAAGUAGGUGGUGUGGGUGAUCAGGGGGGCCAGGAUACUGCAAGACCGCGGAGAAACGUAGCGGUGUGUCUUGCAGAACGAGAUUUGAUUGUCGACACUUCAGCGGUUGCCCAAUAUUUGAGCGCUGAUGGCGAUGGAUGGGUCACCCCUAACCCCGCAGAUAAAGGAGAUGCCAGGCUUAAGGAGCAGCCUAUGGAACGGGAUAGACUGGGAUAUAGUCUUCUCACACGCGACGGGAUCGAGCUGCUCUGGUUCUCGGGGUUAGACCAUGCUCAAGUAUUUGACUCGAGGCAGGCACAGGAUCGACUUUGCAGCUUAAUACGCCGUCAUUGUACAAAAUAGAUGGCCACCCAGGAAAUUGCCGCUAUAAUUAAUAAGUAAUAGAGCUAAAGAUUUAAGCGCUACCAGGUUCCUGGUAUUUCGGACCUACACGUACAGACUCGCUGAAUUGGCUGUAUGUGAAUGGCCUUAACAGUAGCUUUAAUCGAUCGAAUCGGCCUUUGCCUCGUCGCCUCCCCAGCCCGUCAAGUAGACCACCACAGGCUCUGGGCCACUCCGGAUAAGGACCCAUACAACAUUUUCAUCAGUAUCGUUGAUUUCUUGGUGUUCAGUCCAAGGUGGAAUGAAAGCAAAAUCGCCUGGAGAGAGCUCAUGUCUCUUAAGUUCUUCGUCAGCGCCAGAGCUAGUCACCAAUCUAUCAUUUGUCAGCUGUUGCUGUAGGCCCUGGGUAUUUAAAUUUAUUGGAGAUGAAAAGCCGAAGAGUAGCAUGAGACUAUUAAAACAUAAUUACGUACAUUCCCUUGCCCGAGGCGGCGUAGAUGAUAGUCUCUAUGUAAAUAUCAGAUAGAGUACUUUUGACGCGUUUGCGAUAGAGCCAAGACUUACCUUGCUCCCCAUGGUGAUGUACU